UGAAAACAAACAACAGCUGAUCGGUAAUGUGAUGUGGGAGAAGUGGACGAUUUAAAAUAAACAAUAGUUAUAACAAUGUCUUCUUGUUCCGCUGCUGAAAUUGCCGAAAAGAAAAGGAUCGCGCUGGAAAAAUUAAGAGCCAAAAAGGCGAACUUGGCUACCGCAAACAAUAAUAAACAAAUAAGUGCAAAUCAGCCAAAAGUUGCGCCAAAUAUUAUUGCUGCAGCCCCAACGACGAAUACCGCACCUAGGAUAGAAAAUAAAGCAUCAUCAUUUCUAGAUGCUCUAAAAGGAAGUAAUAUAUUUAAACAACGCCAAGAAACACAGCAUUUAGCUCGAGAUGCCGCGCAUCCUUACAAGAGGCCUGCAUCGUUGGGUGAUGUGGGAAGUUUCAACAAAAGAAAAUCAGUGGAGGCCGUUAAUGACAAGCCAAGUGGACCCAUUCUUGGUCUGGGUCAACCUCAAAAGACAGCGGUAGCGUCAGCGUUUUUAAAUUCCGUCAGCUGUAGGGUGACUAUGAUAAGUGUCGCACGAUUUGAAGUUCAACCAUCUGGCUAUCAUAGUAAACUCAUUGAGGUUUUUAAAACAAUACCCUCAAAGUCUUAUGAUCCAACAACUCGUUACUGGAAUUUUGCGUUGUCUGACUAUAAAACACUUCAAGAACGGGUAAACAACUUGAAACCAGAUGUAGUAAUGGGUAUUAUACCCAAAGCCGUGUUAAAUUUAUGUUUAGCUCCACCAAAACAGUUAGACAACUCAUGUUUAGAGUCAUUGGAACCUACUUUGGCAUCAAAAUUAAUGCCUUUUCAAAGGGAAGGGGUCAGUUUCGCAUUAUCUCAAAAUGGUCGUUGCAUGAUAUGCGAUGAGAUGGGUUUGGGUAAAACCUACCAAGCGAUUGCCGUGGCUGACUUCUACAAGGAAGACUGGCCCCUUUUCAUAUGUACAACAGCCUCCACCCGCGAUUCUUGGGCGAAUCAUAUACGGCAACUUUUACCAUACGUUCCUUUGCAUUAUAUACAAGUGCUCAACUGUAAUCAACAGUACAUUGGAGACUGCAAAGUUCUCAUAACCAGCUACAGCAUGAUGGAACGCAAUAUACAACAAAUAAUGAAUCGUAAAUUCGGUUUCCUGAUAUUCGAUGAAUCGCACAGUUUAAAAAAUCCUAAAGCCAAAUGCACAAUGGUAGCCGAUCGAUUAUGUCAGCAAGCUAAGCACGUGCUUUUGUUAUCUGGUACACCUGCCUUAUCCAAGCCAGUGGAACUGUUCAGUCAGUUACAAAUGGUAGAUCGAAAAUUCAUGGGGUUCAUCGAUUUUACUACUCGCUAUUGUGACGGCAAACAAACUAAUUUUGGUUGGGACGCCAAUGGUCAAUCUAAUCUCAAGGAAUUAAACGUUGUUUUGAAGCUUAAGUUUAUGAUAAGAAGAACCAAAGCUGAGGUCUUGUGUGAUUUGUCCGAAAAAUUUAGAGAAACGGUUGUCUUAGACCCUGCUCUUGUUUGGCCAAGUGAUGAAAUCAAGGAGUCUUUGGAUUCGGUGUCCAAGACUUUGCAGUGCAGCAAGGGUCACGAGAGGGAACAAAUACUUUUGCGAUUUUAUGCUCAAACUGCCGAAGUUAAAACUAAAGCAGUGUGUGCAUAUCUCAAACAGCAGGUUAAGGAACCAAAAAAGUUUAUUGUUUUCGCUCAUCACCGCGUUAUGAUGGAUGCUAUUUGUGAGUGUUUGGAUAAAUUGAAAGUGAAAUACAUUCGAAUUGAUGGUAAUACGAGAAAACACGAUAGAGGGGAAUUCAUUGACACAUUCCAGAAGAAACAGUCAUGUAAAGUUGCUGUGUUGUCAUUGGGAGCCUGCAAUUCCGGCAUAACUUUGACAGCGGCGGAAUUAAUAAUAUUUGCGGAAUUAACAUGGAAUCCAAGUACAUUGGCUCAGGCCGAAAGUAGAGCCCAUCGCAUUGGACAGCAGAAUCCCGUAACUUGCCGAUAUUUAAUGGCCUCUAAAACAGCCGAUGAUCAUAUCUGGAAUAUGCUAAAGGUCAAACAGGAUGUUCUCAAUAAAGCGGGUAUUUUUUGUGAAGAUCUUCAGGAUGCCACGCAUACGUCAGCACCAACAACAUCCAACAAAAUUGAUAAAUAUUAUACGCCCAUUAAAACAUCGAACACAGAUACUGCGCAACAGGCAUCGUCCACUACUAUUCAUAAACAAUCGAACUCCCCAAGCUCAUUACUAGGUUUAGAUAUAAGUAAGGAAAUUGAAAAUAUUGAAGAUUUUUUCCAAGAUGAAGAUGAUGAAGCCUUCAAAGAUAUUCUGUGUUAAAUAUUGUAAUUUGUUAAUGCCUUAUAAAUAUUAAAUUAAAUAAAAAAAUUGAACAUA
This is a messenger RNA of Stomoxys calcitrans (stable fly), 2367 nucleotides long. RefSeq names its product SWI/SNF-related matrix-associated actin-dependent regulator of chromatin subfamily A-like protein 1. Bases 76 to 2310 code for a protein of 744 amino acids. Gene Ontology annotation, molecular function: ATP binding; ATP-dependent chromatin remodeler activity. Gene Ontology annotation, biological process: DNA repair; replication fork processing. Gene Ontology annotation, cellular component: nuclear replication fork. The record is from RefSeq and is a predicted model, not a curated record. NCBI's taxonomy places the organism in Eukaryota, Metazoa, Arthropoda, Insecta, Diptera, Muscidae. The transcript has 8 exons.